Messenger RNA from Aspergillus luchuensis, 816 nucleotides. RefSeq names its product mediator of RNA polymerase II transcription subunit 18 (gene SRB5). The record is from RefSeq and is a predicted model, not a curated record. Gene Ontology annotation, biological process: regulation of transcription by RNA polymerase II; termination of RNA polymerase II transcription. The transcript has 2 exons. Bases 1 to 816 code for a protein of 271 amino acids. Gene Ontology annotation, cellular component: mediator complex; core mediator complex. NCBI's taxonomy places the organism in Eukaryota, Fungi, Ascomycota, Eurotiomycetes, Eurotiales, Aspergillaceae. Gene Ontology annotation, molecular function: transcription coregulator activity.
AUGCAUGAGCUUCUGCUCUUCGCCUCGGUCCCCGCGCACCAGCAUCAUGAGCUCCUUCAACAGCUGGCCGGGUUGACGGCCAUGCAACCCCGUCACCGCCUGGAAAGACGCUUGGUUUUCAAGGCCUACCGCAAGCCAGGUUUGACCACCACCCGGGUUGGGGCCAGUCAAGAUCUGCAGGGUGUCGAAUUGCAGCGCCUUAAUAAAAUGCUCAAUGGCGGCAUGUUCUAUACCCAAGUAGUCGGUCCCGUCGCCAAAGCCGACUUUGGCGGGAACCCUUCCUCAUCUGGAGAUCCCGAUGUCUCCAUGUCCGGAUUGGAGGAGAAGCCCUCGUCGUCUUCAUCGUCUUACAGUUACGAGGACCAGCCCUGGAAACUGGAAUUCAGAGAUAUUCCCGAGGCAGGCACUCGAUCCGCCGUGACUGCUCGUCUGAUGGCCAGUGCCACGCUGCCUAAAGGUGAUAUCACGGCGCCCAUGAAUGCCUGGGGCUAUAGCUUUGUCACCGAGUACGUGGUGGAAGGGGAUGUCUUUGUUCUCAAUGACAUCGUUAUCUUCCUACACCGUGUCCUGCUUUACCCGACUGGGACGCAGGAAUCACAUGGACCUCGUCGGCAGCUGCCUGCUUAUCAGGAACUCUCACCGCUGGAACGGACAGGGAGCUAUGUCCUGCAAGCUGCUAUCACCGUCCAGGACGGCGGGAAUCAGGAGAUGAUGAGGACGGCUUCGCAGCAUCUGUUCGGGCUUCGCGAGCAGCUCAAGUCGGCCGUCCGUCUAGAGAUGGCGGAUCGGCUGUCUCUGGAUACGCGAGCGAAGUAA